AUGGACCUGGUGAAGGUGUGUGACCAGGUAAUUCAGCAGAUUCUGUCCAUGACACUGUGUUUUGAUUUCUUUGUCUUCGGAUUUACAUUGAGGAUAACUUCUGGAAUGAAUAAACUAAGGCCUUUUGUCAAAGUGUUAAAUGCUGACACCUGGCUCAAGAGUCAGAGGAAGUUGAGGAAGAAUUCAGAGGAGGAACAAUUGCACAGCCAGCUGCUCUUUCAGGUCAGCGUGCAGCAGAUCGGCAGCAGUUUUACAUUGCUUGAGUUGAAUGCUCCUCGUGUUACACUGCACAGAGCCCAGCUGUUCUGUGACAGUAGAGAGGUGGUGCACACCACAGAGGGUCUGGAUUGGGAAGACAAAGAUGCUCCAGGGACGUUGGUUGGAAACGCGGUGCACUCUAGGAUCUUCAGUCCUCUGCGCCUGUUUGUUAAACAGUCUCCAGUACCCAAGCCUGGCCCUAUGGCGUAUGCAGACAGCAUAGAGAACUUUUGGGAUUGGCUGGCUAACAUCACCGAGGUUCAGGAGCCACUAACAAGAACUAAACGGCGGCCAAUAGUGAAAACAGGAAAAUUUAAGAAAAUGUUUGGAUGGGGUGACUUUCAUUCCAACAUUAAAACUGUCAAACUCAACCUCCUUAUCACGGGGAAAAUUGUCGACCAUGGAAAUGGAACCUUCAGUGUUUAUUUCCGACAUAAUUCAACAGGCCUGGGCAAUGUUUCCGUGAGCUUGGUACCUCCCUCUAAAGUGGUGGAAUUUGAAGUUUCCCCCCAGUCUACCUUGGAGACCAAGGAAUCCAAAUCCUUCAAUUGUCGCAUUGAGUAUGAAAAAACAGAUCGGGCGAAGAAAACCGCCCUGUGCAACUUUGACCCAUCUAAGAUCUGCUACCAGGAGCAGACUCAGAGCCAUGUGUCUUGGUUAUGCUCCAAGCCCUUCAAGGUCAUUUGCAUUUACAUUGCCUUUUACAGUGUUGAUUAUAAACUUGUACAAAAGGUCUGUCCUGACUACAAUUACCAUAGUGAGACCCCAUACUUAUCUUCUGGAUGAAUCUUUCCAGUGAUUGAAAUGAGGGACACAUUGUAUUUG
Molecule: messenger RNA, 1083 nt
Organism: Castor canadensis (American beaver)
Lineage: Eukaryota; Metazoa; Chordata; Mammalia; Rodentia; Castoridae
Source: RefSeq, a predicted model, not a curated record